AUGGACAAAAAUACAGGCAGAGAUCUGUGCAGUGGUCAGAUUCAGGUCCAGAUCCAGGAAGGUCCUCUGUAUAGAGUGAAAGGAUAUCCCAUCUCCAUAUCCUGUAAUGUUACAGGGUUUACAGGCCCAUCUAACCGGGAUUUUCAGUUCAUUCUCAAGAAACCAAAUGUGGAAUUAAAUAUGAUCAGUACCAGUGACCCAGAGUUUGCCUACGGAAUGUUCUCCGGUAGAAUAAGAAAUAAAGAGAUGUAUAUUCAAAGGCUGUCUGGAUCUUCAGUUCUCUUGACAAUCAACAAUUUGCUGGAGAAUGAUGCAGGUGAUUUGCUCUGUGAGACCCUACACACAGGUGGUGCAUAUUACGGAGAUUAUGCUGCAGAAACAAAGCUUAAUGUGAUUGCAGACACCCUGGAGGCAUCAUACUCUGGCUCUCCCUCUCAGAGCUUGUCUGAAGGUGAUCCUCUUCAGCUUGAGUGCCAGGUCUCCAGCCAGACUUUUCAACACACUCAUCUGUCGGUCACCUGGUUUCUUCAUGGUGAAGAGGAUGAAAUCCCCCGGCCAAUCAUUACUCUGGACAAAGAUCUGACUGUAAAGCCAGGAGCUGGAUUUGAGGAUGGCUAUCGUGCUGGUCUUAUCAGCAUGGAUAAGGUGGAGGACACAACCUACAGACUGAAGAUGCCUCAAGUGCAGCAGUCAGACCAGGGGAAGUUCUUCUGCAAAGCCAUUGAGUGGAUCCAAGACCCAGACCGUUCCUGGACACAGAUUGCCCACAAAACCACCACAGCAUGCAAUGUGGAGAUCAAACGAAUCGAUCAGAGAAACUAUCAGCUGUCCAUUCAACAGCCGUCAGACACUCAUUUCAUUCUCAUGGUGCCGAGAGCCAGCAAGCAACAAGAAGGACAGUACCAGUGUCAAGUUGAUGCCUAUCAAAAGGAUGUACAGAAAGCCUUGAAGAACUCCAACCCGUUAGCUGUGAUUGUACACAAACCUGAAAUUAAACUGCAUGUUCAGAAGGAGAACCGAACAUUUAACAUUACCAAUCAUCAGACUGCAUUCACCAUUGACUGUGUCAUUGACUCACAAUCCAGUGAUAAGUCUGUCUUUGAGGUCACCUGGUUCAAGGUUCAGGAGGAAGAAGGACCAGUCACCAUCUUCACCGCCAGGCGUGACGGUACUUUACACAGUGCAAUUAGCGAUAAAAAUCUUCUGUUUGGACGACCACUUGCCACACACUAUAAACUGACUGUGCCACAGAUCAACCCCACUGAUAUGGGGCAAUACUACUGUCAGGUUGAGGAGUGGCUUCUAACUGCUAACACCUGGAAGAAAUUUGCUUCAGAUAAAUCUGGAGAGCUCUCCAUCUAUGUUCACACUGAAGGUGAUUCUGAAAAACAGAUAGACCCAUUGGGAAUAACAUUGGCAAUCGCUAUUCCUCUGAUUUGCUUUCUUGUAUUGGUCAUACUAUUGUUGUUGAGAAAGGGCCACAAGAAGAAACCUGAACUGAAGAAGAAGAAAGACUGUCUGUGGGCUGAAAAAAAUGGCCUUACUCUCGUGCCUUCUUGCGAUUAGAUUGUUGUUUUAAAAUGCUCAUGAUCAGAUUGCAGUUACAUUUUUAUCAAUUAUAUGAUUACAUACAUUCACAAUAGUAUGUAAUCAUUUCACUUUUAAGAAACUUGGAAAAAUAUUACUGUACAAUAGGCCUAUACGUUUCCUAAUUUUCUGUUGACUGCAAAGUUACAUGCAAAAUCUAAAAAAAGCAUUUUGGUUGCUUGUUUGAUCAACAUUUCAUAUCUAAUCAACUCCUGACAAACAUUUUAAUUAUUAUUUGACAUCACUCUGAGUCAUUUGAUGCUUUACUAUAGGGGUUGGCAACCAGUGCCACGAGUGCCAACAUCUUACACUGGCACAUGAGCAAGACAGAUGAAUGUAUUUCAUUUAAAGUCCCUCACAGCUGCAUGAUAAUCUAUACUUUCAGUUUAUCAUUUUUUUUCAUAGCCAAAGCUAUAAAUACUAUUAAUGUAUGAGAAUUAACUUGUGCCUGUAAACAGCAGCUCUGAUAAACCAUGUGUGCAACCACUGCAUAUCACAAACCACUGAAACUGCAGUGCAGGUUAAAGUAGCAGCUAGCUCGGUGCUUUCAGACAAGUACAUUUUUCUUCAGUUGUGCUGCACAACUGAGUGGAUGGCAGCUUACAGUUUUGUUGUAUUUGAUACUCUUAGCUUUGAGUGCAAAAUAAGUUAUGCUAUCAGUGUUGACAUUUUUCAGCUCAGUUUCUUUAAAAUUCCACAUAAUGACAGUGACGGGUGAACUACAACAUCAAGAGAUUCAAAGUCUAGCUUAAGCCUGAAAAUAAAAUACUUUUAGGAUUGAAAUGUUUAAAACACAUUUAAAUUGUCUGACAAUUGCUUCAGAAAUAUUUAAAAUUGUGCUUUAUUAAUUUGUCAGUCUGCAAAUCAAUUAAUCAAGUCUGUGACUGAUAAUGUUAUGCUGGGAUAACAUGAAUUAUUAGGUUUCAACGUUGACAAAAAAAAACUUGCCAACCCCUGUAUAGACCUAAGUCAGGGUAGAUAGACACCAUAUUGAAUUUUAUGGAUGAGGCUGGGAGGAAUAGACUUACAGUCUUUACAAAGUUAAAGAACACGUGAUUUUCAUUAUAUACAUUUUAUACACAUUUUUUUUUGGACUCUUUUCUUAUA
Molecule: messenger RNA, 2694 nt
Organism: Sinocyclocheilus grahami
Lineage: Eukaryota; Metazoa; Chordata; Actinopteri; Cypriniformes; Cyprinidae
Product: immunoglobulin superfamily member 3-like
Exons: 6
Coding region: 1-1566 (521 amino acids)
Cellular component (GO): membrane
Source: RefSeq, a predicted model, not a curated record